CCGGCCAUAGCCAUACAGAAACCCUGCGUACUGGGCCCAGGUGUCAGCGACCCACUCUCGCUCCCUCCCCUGAAACUGUCCACGCCUCCACGGAGCUCCGAGUAGUCGGAGGCAGGCAGCGAUGGCCUCGCCGGCGGUGGCGAUGCGGCGCCCGUCCCCCACCGUCCUCGCCUCCGCCCCUCGCCGCCGUCCCCGCCGUCACGAGUAUUCACCUUCCAACUCGAGCUCCCCAAGUUCGGCUUCACGGUUAAAAGUUACUGCACUUUUUGGUUGGAUCAAGGGAGAUAGAUAUUCGAGAACUCGUGAAUUGAUCCCUUCUGCUGAAUCGUACACUCUCACAGGGUCAGCCUCAGAGGUGGACAUGAAGCCACGUGAGGUAUCAAUUUCUGUUGUCUCUUCUAUCAUGGACAUACCUCCGGCAGAGUGGGAUGCAUGUGCAGUUGAUUCAGCUGAGCCUGAAAAGUUUAAUCCUUUUCUUACCCAUGCAUUCCUCUCAAGCUUAGAGGAAUCAGGUUCUGCGGUGAAGGAAACAGGGUGGUUACCUCUGCAUGUUGUUGCACGGGACGAGAACGAAAGUAUUAUAGGUGUUGUUCCGCUUUACCUUAAAAGCCAUUCUAGGGGUGAGUUUGUAUUUGAUCAGUCAUGGGCGGAAGCUUACUACAGCUAUGGACUUGAAUACUAUCCAAAGUUGCAGUCUUGUGUCCCUUUUACUCCAGUAACUGGUCAAAGAAUAUUACUUCGAGAUACAUCCUACCGGGAUCAAGUUUUUGAUGCGUUAGUUAAAGCUUUGAAGAAUUUGGCUACCAAGCUGAAUGUGUCAUCACUACAUAUAACUUUUCCAUCUGAAGGUGAAUUUAGCAAGUUGAAGGAUAGUGGAUUGUUGCAAAGAAUCGGGUUGCAGUACCAUUGGCGAAACCGGAAUUACAAAUGUUUUGAUGAUUUUUUGAUGGAUUUGAAGCAGCCCAAACGGAAGAAUAUCAGACAAGAACGUAAAAAGAUUCCUGCUCAGAACUUAAAAAUGAAGCGGCUCCGUGGAGAUGAAAUAACGAGCAGCCACUGGGAUACCUUCUAUAAAUUCUACCGUAACACAACUGAUAAUCACUGGGGCAGAGCCUACUUGACACGGGAGUUCUUUCACCUUUUGGGUGAAAAGAUGGGCGACAAGGUAAUGCUAAUUGUUGCUGAACAUGAUGAUAAACUUGUCGCUGGAGCUCUUAAUCUGAUUGGAGGUGAUACAUUAUAUGGUCGCUUAUGGGGAUGCCUACCAGAUGCACAUUUCCCCAAUUUGCAUUUUGAAGCUUGCUAUUACCAGGCAAUUGAAGCAGCCAUAGAACUAAACCUGAGUAAGGUGGAAGCAGGUGCUCAGGGAGAGCACAAGAUCCAGCGUGGUUACCUCCCUGUGACAACUUACAGCUGCCACUACUUCUUAGAACCUGGUUUUGCGACAGCUAUAGGAAAUUUUCUUGUACAUGAGACAGCUCAGGUUAAGCAUGUCAUCAAUGUCCUGCAUGAAUCAGGUCCAUACAAGGAAGACAUAUUGAAAGAAUUUGCUCCUCAGCCAGAUGGUGAAAUGUAGAAGGGUGGAAGGAACUUGCAGCUAUGAAUACAACCAUAAAUACAACAGAUGUAGCAGUAGGAAGACGGGCAAUCCCAUGCCGCAGGAGGGAAUAUUGUGAUUUCAAUGGCUCGGGUCCCUCACCUACCUUUGUACAUUAUUAUUACUAGGCAUGUAAAUAGCAAAUAUUUAAUCUGAAAUCAUCCAAUAGAAAGGUCCCAUCUGAAAGCAAACAUUUUAUCGUGCAA
This is a messenger RNA of Hordeum vulgare subsp. vulgare (domesticated barley), 1803 nucleotides long. RefSeq lists its product as uncharacterized. Bases 122 to 1576 code for a protein of 484 amino acids. The transcript is spliced from 12 exons. The record is from RefSeq and is a predicted model, not a curated record. NCBI's taxonomy places the organism in Eukaryota, Viridiplantae, Streptophyta, Magnoliopsida, Poales, Poaceae.